CGCCUGAACGACAACCUGAACGCCCUGGGGCAGAUCGGGCGGGACGAGUUCGGGAUGCAGCGGGUGGCUUUCUCCCGGCAGGACGUUGCCGGCCGCGACUACGUCAGCGCGCUGAUGCGCGGCGCCGGCAUGUCCGUGCGCAUCGACCCAGCUGGCAACAUCAUCGGCCGGUUGGAAGGGACCGAGCCGGCCAUGCCCGCCAUCGUGCUCGGCUCGCAUACCGACACGGUACCCAGCGGAGGCGCGUAUGACGGGGCGCUGGGGGUGAUCGGGGCCAUCGAGGCGGUGGAGGCGUUGCGAGACGCGGGAGUCACGCCGCGGCAUCCGGUCGAGGUUAUGGUGUUCACCAACGAGGAGGGCACCAGCUUCCAUCGCUGGCUGCUGGGCAGCCGGGCCGUGGCCGGCCUGUGGGAGCCGGAGGACUUCGCCGCCGUAGACGACGACGGGACCAGCCUGACGGACACACUGCCGAGCAUUGGCGGCAACAUCUCGCGAGUUGAUGCCGCGCGCCGCCGGCCCGAAGAGCUGGCAUGCUACCUGGAACUACACAUCGAGCAGGGUCCUACCCUGCACCGGGGCGGGUUUCCCAUCGGAGUUGUGACCGGGAUAACCGGUCGCUCGGUGUACCACGUGGACAUCGUGGGCGAGGCAAACCACGCCGGGACGACACCCAUGGCGCUGCGGCGGGACGCCAUGUCGGCGGCGGCGCAGAUCGCCCUGGCCGUGCGCCGCAUUGCCGGCGAGAUGGAGGUGUGCCGGGUGGGCACGGUGGGCUCGAUGGACGUUCAUCCCAACGCGGGCAACGUGAUCCCGGGCCGAGUGCAGAUGGGCGUGGAGUUCCGGGACGAACGAAUGGAAUCGCUGGCUGCGGCCGAGGUGGAACUGCGCCGCACCGCCGAGGAAGUGGGGCACGCCGAGCAGGUGGCCGUGGCCGUAACGGCCCAGCGCAACACUCCGUCGGUGCCCGUCUCCGGGAACAUGCAGCAACUGAUAGCGGACGCGACCGGUAUGGCGGGACUGGAGCACGUGAGCCUGCCCAGUGGUGCGGGUCACGACGCGCAGGCCAUCGCCGCAAUUACUCCGGCGGCAAUGGUGUUCGUGCCCAGCGUGGGCGGUAUCAGCCACGCGCCGGCGGAGCACACCACGCCGGAAGACUGCGCCAACGGGGCGCAGGUGCUGCUGAACGCGCUGCUGCUGGCGGAUGAACGGUAG
Geodia barretti is the source of this 1212-nucleotide messenger RNA. Lineage: Eukaryota; Metazoa; Porifera; Demospongiae; Tetractinellida; Geodiidae. The record is from the annotation of a GenBank genome assembly.